This is a messenger RNA of Oncorhynchus kisutch (coho salmon), 9379 nucleotides long. RefSeq names its product C-type mannose receptor 2. The record is from RefSeq and is a predicted model, not a curated record. Lineage: Eukaryota; Metazoa; Chordata; Actinopteri; Salmoniformes; Salmonidae. The transcript is spliced from 29 exons. The coding region runs from base 134 to 4597 and encodes 1487 amino acids.
AAAGACACAGAGCCCACUCUACUCCUCCUCUCUUCUGCACCCCAUCAUACUCACCACCACUCUACCCAUCCGUCCCGAAAGAAAAGCUUUCAAAAAAUUGCUCCGAUUUACAAUUUGCUGAGCAAUAGCGGGCAUGCCACGCUGCGACCGAAACAAGGAUUCGAGGAGAACAUGGAAAAAAUGCCUUCACUUUUACAAAUGCACUUUAUAUUUAUUCAUCUUUAGUCUGGAACUAAACAGCAGCGUUUCAGAGCCUGUGAAUGGUGAUGUGUUUGUGUUCUUCCACGAGGGGGCUCAGGGCUGUCUAGGGGUGCAGGGUCACUCCCUGUCCCUGUCCGAGUCUUGCGAGGAUGACGCCCAGAAGUGGAAGUGGGUGACCAGGGGCCGGCUCUUCAACCUAGGCUCCUCUCUGUGCCUGGGCCUGACAACAGGCAACUACAGCUCCAGGGAGGACGCCUCACCACUGGGCGUCUACCCCUGUGACAGAGAGCCUCCAGGGGUCCGAUGGACCUGGUACUGUGUCCAUGUGUUGGAGAACCUCAACCUGUACAUGCCGUCACCCUCGCACCCUGUUAACCCCUCCGCUAACUCCUCAGUGGUGGCCUCGGAUGUCAAGCCCCCACGGGAGGGGCUCAAGUGGAGGCUCUUUGGGGACGAUCAGGACCUUUGUUCUAGGGCCUAUCGUGAGAUCUAUACUAUCCAGGGGAACUCUCACGGUCGGCCCUGCUACCUGCCCUUCAUGUACGAUGGCCAGUGGUUCCACAACUGCACCAGUAUUGGCAGAGAGGACGGUCACCUGUGGUGUGCCACCACCUUCGACUAUGCCAAGGACGAACGCUGGGGCUUCUGUCCUGUUAAGAGCAAUGACUGUGAGACGUUCUGGGACACAGACCCCCUGACAGACAGCUGCUACCAGUUCAACUUCCAGGCCACCCUGUCAUGGAGCGAGGCUCGCAUCAGCUGCCAACAGCAGAGGGCUGACCUGCUCAGUAUCACCAAGCUGCAUGAGCAGACCUACAUCAACGGUUUGCUGACUGGUUACAGUGCUGCUCUGUGGAUCGGUCUGAAUGACCUGGACAUCAGCGGAGGUUGGCAGUGGGCUGACUCCUCCCCGCUCAAAUACCUCAACUGGGAGAACGACCAGCCGAGCCAUGUGGAUGAGGAGAACUGUGCGGCGAUCAGGACAGAGUCGUCCGGCCGCUGGCAGAACAGAGACUGCUCUGUAGCCCUUCCCUAUGUCUGUAAGAAGAGACCCAAUGCCACCCUGGACCCCUUCACCACCGACUCGUGGGCGGAUGAUGAGAAGUACGAGUGUGAUGUGGGCUGGCAGGCGUUCCAGGCAGGCUGCUACAGACUGACGUCAGAGAAGGUGGACUGGGACGCUGCUCAGAAAACCUGUCAGAAAAUGGAGGCCAACCUGGUCAGCCUCCACACCCUGCCUGAACUAGAGUUCAUCAUCAACAACAUCAAGCGAGAUGUGGAGGAGCUGUGGAUUGGUCUCCAUGACACGGCUAUGCAGAUGGACUUCCAGUGGACAGACCACACGCCCGUCAUCUUCACUUACUGGCAUCCCUUUGAGCCCAACAACUUCCAAAACACCCCAGAGGACUGUGUCACCAUCUGGGGACCCGAAGGCCGCUGGAAUGACAGUCCCUGUAACCAGACCCUGCCGUCUAUCUGUAAGAAAGCAGCCCAGAAGACUGACGGAGAGGCACAGGACCACGGGUGCAAACCAGGCUGGAGAUGGCACAGUCCGGCCUGCUACUGGGUGGGAGAGGAGCAGGUGACCUUCGAGGAGGGCAGGAAGGCCUGCGCUGGCAGCGGAGCAACCCUCAUCACCAUCACCAAUAGGUUUGAGCAGGCAUUUGUCAACAGUCUGGUGUUUGGCCGUUCUGGGGAUUCGUUCUGGAUAGCCCUGCUUGACCAGAAAAGCCCCGGGAAAUUCCGCUGGCUCAGCGGGGAUGAAGUGGCCUAUACCAACUGGAACAGAGACCAGCCAGGAGGAAACAUCAAAGGGGGCUGUGUAACCAUGGAGACGGGCUACGCCACAGGCCUAUGGGAGGUGAAGGACUGUGCGUCGGCCCGGGCCAAGUUCAUCUGUAGACUGAACCAGGACACGUCCCUCAGCCCUGAGCCCCCCAUCCCGCUCCCCACCCCCAGCCUCACUGGAUCCUGCCCCAACGGGUGGAAGACAAACGGCAAGCUGCACCACUGCUACAAGGUGUUCGACUCGGCCCAGAUGGACCAGAAGCUGAGCUGGCUGCAGGCCCACCUAGCCUGUCAGAGACACCAUGGAGCCAACCUGUUGAGUGUCAGUGGCCCAGAGGAGGAGCACUUCAUACUGCAGAUAUUACACGAAGCCUUUGGGGAGUCAGAGGACCAUGAGCAGCGCUGGUUCUGGAUCGGCCUGAACCGCAGGAACCCCAUGGACAACGGUAGCUGGAAGUGGAGCGAUGGACUGGCCUAUACAUACCAGAACUUUGGGCGUUACUACUACAACGUCCGUCAGUGUGCAGCAGCAGAUCUGGGCACCAUGACCUGGCUGGCCAUGCGCUGUGAGGCUGAACUGGACUGGAUCUGCAAGAUCCCCAAAGGAAAUGUUGAUAAGGAUCCAAACCCCACUGAAGCCCCCACUGCCAGUGAGUGGGUGGGCUUCCAGGAGGCAGAGUAUAAGUUCUUCGACCACCGGUCUACGUGGGACCAAGCCCAGAGGAUCUGCUCCUGGUUCGGUGCUUCUCUGGCUUCCAUCCACUCUUCUGCGGAGGAGGUUUUCCUUGCCAACACACUGCACAAGAUGACCAAGGUAGAGGGGGACCACUGGUGGGUGGGGCUUCAUACGUAUGAGAACGAUGGCCGUUUCCACUGGUCAGACCACUCUGUGCUCAACUAUGUGUCCUGGGCUCUCAGCAGGCCACACCCACUCAGCCGCGACCGCAAGUGUGUCCACAUGUCAGUCAGCAAAGCGGAGUGGGCAGAUCAGAAAUGCCACUCAGACUUGCCCUACAUCUGUAAGAGAGUGAAUGUCACAGGCACCAUCCCACCCACACCCUCCACCCCCCUGCCCCCCGCGGGCUGCCCUGAUGGCUGGGGCCCCUUCCUACACAAGUGUUAUAAGGUGUUUGGUCAUGAGGAGAGCCGGAGGGCCACAUGGUCAGGAGCCAGGCUCAUGUGUGAGUCACAGGGAGGAGCCUUGGCUGUGGUGCCCAAUCACGUGGAGCAAGCCUUUGUCACCACUCUGCUGUCCAACGUGAGUUUUGACCUGUGGGUGGGGCUCACGUCUGACUCUAAAGGCCACUUCCAAUGGGCUCGUCCUGGACUCCUCAGCUACACCAACUGGGCCUCUGGAGAACCCCUGGACAACAGUGGACCACUCCACAACAAGAGUCCGGGGAACUGUGUGGUGAUGAUCCAUGGGAACCCAACUAAAAAUACUGGCAUGUGGGCAUCCCGGGCCUGUGAGAUGGAGAAACAUGGCUACAUCUGCCAGAAGAAACAAGACCCAGCUCUGCCCCCUGGCGCUGCCCUCCUGCCCUCCUCCCUGUCCGGAGCCCUGGACCUGGGUGGGGUGUCGUACCGCAUAGUGAAGAAGCGUCUGGACUGGAUGGGGGCGCUGCAUGUGUGCGAGUCUCUGAACGGGACGUUGGCUUCAGUGAGAGACCCCUACCAACAGGCUUACCUCACCCUGCUGAUGAACAGCCUACACCUCCCAGCAUGGAUAGGCCUUUACAACUAUGGGGGACGGCACUUCAGCUGGUUGGGCGAGGAGGACCUGAUUUACACUGCCUGGCGGGAUGGGGAGCCUAAUACACUGUCUGGAUGUGGUCACAUGACCACGGUGGGGCAGUGGACUAUGACCCCCUGUGAUGCUAAACUGGAUGCUGUCAUCUGUCAGAUUAAUACAGAGGAGGCUUUGGUGCACAAGUGGAGUUUCCCAGGACAGUGCCCUCACUCUCUGGGCGACUGGGCCUGGGUGCCUUUCAGGAACCACUGCUACUCCUUCAACCUGCAGAGCCUCCGGCUGCAGACCGACGCCCACUCCUCCUGCAGGAAGGUGGGUGGCCAGCUGCUGUCGGUCCUGGAUGAAACAGAGAAUGGCUUUGUGUGGGAGCACAUCCAGGGCUACCAGGAGCAGGCCCACGGAGCCUGGCUGGGUAUGACCUUUAACUCCAAAGGGGGCAGUCUGAUGUGGUCUGAGAGUGCGGAGGUGAAGUUCACUAACUGGGAGGUGCAGGGCACCAACUUGAGCACGCUGUUUCCCAACGCCUGCUUCUGGAUCCAGAGCAACACAGGCCUUUGGAAACCAGGCUCCUGCAAGAACCACACACACGGAGUCAUCUGCAAACGGCCACGCAGUGCUGAGGCUUUGGCGGUAGUCUCUGAAGAGGACCACCUGCCCACUCUGAUUGUGAUCAUGGUGACGGGCCUGGCGUUGGUGAUCCUCAUCGCAGGCGUGAUCUACCUGUACCGCCGGCGCCAGGCAGGCUCCCGUGGAUCUUACGAGGGGGCGCGCUACAGCCGCACCAACUCCAACCCCUCCGAACAGGCCGAGAAGAACAUCCUGGUGUCUGACAUGGAGCUCAACGAACAGCCGGAGUAGCACAGCCAACCAGGCCUGGCCCCUCCCCCCAGGGCAGGAGACACCUGGGAGUACCUAAUACUGACUGACCCACUGUCUGACUGAUACGCAUUCUGCUUCUACAUUUUAUGUCCCUGUUCUGUUUGAAAAGAUGCUGAAGAUGCUGAAGGGCUGUGCUGUGUCGAGCGCAGCAGAUGCCAAUCAAAUUCCCUUUAAACAGUCAUUCUCCAAUGGGGUUAAUAAUAUGCAAAUUACAAUAUGAACUGCUUUUCUUAGUAGUAUAGCAAUAAUGUUUCUGAUGUCAGUUUCACAUUUCAUUUCAAACACUUCCUGUUUUUGGUCCCUAAGUCAAAAAGGCAGAUGCCAAAAGCCAAAGACUAAGGCUUUGCACCAGUCCUUCCUUUGUCAGGAGACUCAGUAUCAUCCAAAUAUCAACACAAUUUCCAUCGAGACCAUGACAGUAUUUACCUGAGGUUAACUUCAGGUUUGCUUUGUAUAUUUCCUUUUGGUUUGUUUGUGUGUUUUUUUGUCCAGUGCAGCUGUAGUGAAUCUGUAGCGAAUCCUCCUUCUAAUUCUGGUUGUUGUCGUGAAGCUUUUGUUGUUGCCCGACCCCUUCCCUCCCCCCCUUCUGUUCUGACUGACACGUCAGCAAAGGCUGGUUGGAAAGCAAUACUUACUUCAGUGUGGAAGAGAAGAGGACAGUGAUUUUUAGAGUGGUGAUUUUAGAGUGAUUUUAACGAGUCCCUGGCCUGUUCACCACAACUGCACAUACAGUAGGAGAGAGAGAGAGAGAGAAAUUUGACGUUGAUACAGACUGAUACCGUCUUUUGUUGUCUUGGUACAGUGUGAUGGGGUCGAUAAGGGUAUGACACCCAUUAUAUUUCAGUAUGUAACAUUCUAGAGGGUUUUAGAGGGUUUGUUUUAGCACUUUCUACCACCAUCAUGAGAAGAGCCAACAUUUAUUACUUAAAGUAACUGUCCAGUGUUUCCAGAUUUCUAUGAAAUAAGACCUAUAAUUAAUUACAAUAUGAGUGAAAUAGUUUUCCUUAAAAAUUUUAAAAAGCAGCUUUUCUGUGUUAGAAUGGUGUGGGCGUACCCCAACAACAGAAUGGUGUGGGAGUAUAUCGGUCAUUAAAAAUAUUCAUGCGAGUAGACCGCUGACCGCCAGCACAUCCUCCUUAGGAGGAUGAAAUCAUCUUCUAUGAGGAAGUAGCAAGCGUUUUUUAAACAGUCUGUUUGAGAUACAGGUUUGAGGUGGGGUUUUUGAAAUAUUUUUUCUCCAAUUCAUGCUUUGACCACAAAUACGAGUAUAGGAUAAGUCAACAACAUUACUUGGUUAUGGGUUAACAGAAGAAAAAAAGUGAGAUUUUCACUAGACAGUUACUUUUGUUUUUGUUGAUCUUGUCUCAUCGCUGCAUCUCCCCAACGGUCUCAGGAGGAGCGACGGUCAAGUCAUGCAGCCCUCCAAAAGAUGACCUGCCAAACCACACUUCUCAACACCCACCCGCCAGCUGCACUCUCCAACUAAUUACAGCAUGCAGGCACCCAGCCUGCCACAAGAGCACAAUGACUCAAAUAAAGCCCCCCGGCCAAACCCUCCCAGGACAACGUUGGGCCAAUUGUGCGCCGCCCUAUGGAACUCCAGGACAUGGACAGUUGUGACACAGGCUGGUAUUGAACCUGGGCCUGUCGUGGCACCUCAAGCACUGCAAUGCAGUGUCUUAGACCACUGUGCCACUCAGGAGACCUCUAGACAGUUACUUUAAGCAAAGGACAGUGCAUUCACUCCUUUCUUUAUGCGUUAUUACUAAGGUACUUUUCAAUUGUUUUUGUGUUAUUUCCUUCCUUUGACUUUUGGAUGGGUAACAUGGUGUAAAGUAUGUGAACGUCUGUGUUAGUCUCAUGACUGGUAUGGAUGGUUAGAUUUCCCAUGUUAAUGUCUGUGUUGGUGGUACGAUUACACACUGACCUGCAGCCAUGGAAAACAUACCCUAUAUAUACAAAGUAUGUGGACACCCAUUCAAAUGAUUGGAUUCGGCUAUUUCAGCCACACCCGUUGCUGACCGGUUUAUUAAAUCAAGCACACAGCCAUGCAAUCUCCAUAGUCAAACAUUAGCAGUAGAAGGCUGUUUCUGAAGAUCUCAGUGACUUUGAUGCCACCUUUCGUCAAAUUUCUUCCCUGCUAGAGCUGCCCCGGUCAACUGUAAGUGCUGUUAUUGGGAAGUGGAAACGUUUAGGAGCAACAACGGCUCAGCCGCGAAGUGGUAGGCCACACAAGCUCACAGAAUGGGACCGCAGAGUGCUGAAGCGCGUAGGGUGUAGAAAUCAUCUGUUGCAACACUCACUACUGAGUACCAAACUGUAACUGUAAGCAACAUCAGCACAAUAACUGUUUGUCAGGAGCUCCAUGAAAUGGGUUUCCAUGGCCGAGCAGCCACACACAAGCCUAAUAUCACCAUGCACAAUGCCAAGCGUAGGCUGUAGUGGUGUAAAGCUCUCCGGCAUUGGAGCAGUGGAAAUGCAUUCUCUGGAGUGAUGAAUCACGCUUUACCAUCUGACAGUCCGAUGGACAAAUCUGGGCUUUGGUGGACGCCAGCAAAAUGCUACCUACCCGAAUGCAUAGUGCCAGCAAUAAAGUUUGGUGGAGAAGGACUAAUGGUCUGGGGCUGUUUUUCAUGGUUCUGGCUAGGCCCCUUAGCUCCAGUGAAGGGGAAUCCUAAUUCUUAAUGCUUAAUGUAUUCAAUGACAUUCUAGAUGAUUCUGUGCUUCCAACUUUGUGGCAACAGCUUGGGGAAGGCCCUUUCCUGUUUCAACAUGACAAUGCCCUUGUGCACAAAGCGAGGUCCUCACCUCAACCCCAUCAAACAACUUUGGGAUGAAUUGGAACGCCGACUGCUAGCCAGGCUUAAUCGCCCAACAUCAGUGCUCAACCUCAAUAAUGCUCUUGUGGCUGAAUGGAAGUCCCAACAUAUAGUGUACAGCCUUCCCAGAAGAGUGGAGGCUGUUAUAACAGCAAAGGGUGGACCAACUCCAUAUUGAUACCCAUGAUUUUGGAACGAGAUGUUCGAUGAACAGGUGUCCACAAACUUUUGGUCAUGUCAUGGAACUUAGGUCACUUGUAGGUCAUUCACUUGAAAGUGACACAUCUGACAUGAGUUGACAUGUACGAUACCAGUCAAAAGUUUGUACACACCUACUCAUUCCAGGGUUUUUCUUUAUUUUAACUUUUUUCUACAUUGUAGAAUAAUAGUGAAGACAUCAAAACUAUGAAAUAACAUACAUGGAAUCAUGUAGUAACCAAAAAAGUGUUUAAAAAAUAAAUAAUAAUAUGUGCACACUCUUGGAAUUCUCUCAACCAGCUUCACAUGGAAUGCAUUUCCAACAGUCUUGAAGGAGUACCCACAUAUGCUGAUCACUUGUUGGCUGUUUUUCCUUCAAUCUGUGGUCCAACUCUUCCCAAACCAUCUCAAUUGGGUUGAGGUCAGGUGAUUGUGGAGGCCAGGUCAUCUGAUGCAGCACCCCAUCACUCUCCUUGGUCAAAUAGACCUUACACAGCACGGAGGUGUGUUGACCAACAGGACACUUUUUGGUUACUACAUGAUUCUAUAUGUGUAAUUUCACUGUUUUGAUGUCUUGACUAUUAUUUUACAAUGUAGAAAAUAGUAAUUAAAUUUUUUUUUAAAUACCCUUGAAUGAAUAUGUAGUAUUACAGUUCUGGAUGUUGUGACAAACUUGUUGUCAUUUGUAUGUGGUAUGUUCCACAAGGUACUAGAGAACCUUACUUAAGGGGUACCCUCUAUAUCAAUGCAAAAUACAGCUAGGAAAACCAAAGAACUAGUUUGAAAAGGGAAAGAAUCCACCACAUACUUCAAAUAUUUAGAAAUAGAAAGAUCAACUGAUCCAUCUUAUUUCCCCUUGUCGUUUCUUAACCUUGUGUAGUACAUUAUUGGGGGGAGGAAAGUAAGGUUUCUAACAAAGCACAACUAGAUUCAAUGCAGGGAAUCAACCCAAACCCUAACUUCUGGGUUCCCAUUUGAAUAGGAGGCAAAAACAGAUGUUUUCUCCCCCCACAUAACAUUCCUCUUCCUACAGUUCCCUCCUUCUCAUGACCGGAUUUCUGUCCUCCUGAUCCGUGGAAUUCUUUGGAGACGUUUGAGAUAGAAACUCUCGGUGGGCCAGUGAGCCACGCUUCGAAACCAGCUCUUUUCUGCUCUGUCAACCAGACAAAUGGGGCUGAGGAGAGAUGGGGGGAGGGAAGAUGGAAGGAGAGGGGGGGGGGGAUCGUGUGUGUGUGUGUGUUGUCAUCUCCAACUGUGGAAUGUUGAGUCGACAAGAAGAACUCAGUGGCAGGUCUGGAACCAAUCAGAGCAAAAGGGCUCAGGGCCGAAAGAGAAGGGUGAGAGAAUGGGAGAAAUGGGGGGGAAGAAUGGAGGGAGAGAAAGAGACAGGCACAGGCACGUAUGGGGAAAGAAAGGGUCAGGGAGAGAGGAAUGGAGAUGAGAGAAGUGAAAUGUCAUCGGUUCACCCUGCCUCCUAGUGGAGGGUUGCUGUAGCACCCUGCUUCCAAAUGACUGCCGAACUGGUUGUAAUAAAUUUGAGCUGCCUACCAAGUUGGAGUUGCCUACAAUGUGACGAUGUAUGAGUCUGGCCCUGAUGUUCUGCCUUGUCUGGGACUGACUGUGUGACUGUGGUGGGCUUUUAAAAUUUGAGUCCCUGUGAAGAAAGGUUCAAGUAAGCACCUGUUUUGAUUUUUAAAAUAUUUGUUGUUUUUAUAUGAAAUGAAUAAAAUAUAUGUUGGCUAAA